GCGGGGCGGAGGAGCGUUGUCCGUGGGGCCUCAGCCUUGGGUGUCCUCGGCCGCCGCCCCCGCACCCGCGCUGUAUCCGCCCCUUGCCUGCCUUUAGAGGUUACUGGCGACAGCCGGUGUUCCGGGUGGUCGCGCAGCCUCCACGCAUCUCCGCCGAGCUGCCUUUUCUAGCUGGCGUCUCUCUUCGCCUGGGUCCAGGUCGGGGGAUUGGGGGAAAAUGGCGCCGGCGCCCCAAGGCGUCCGGGAGGAGCAGCUGCUGGAGUGUGGGACCGGACUGUUUUCCCGUAUCCUGUUCCUCGCCCAGGCUGUCCUGCUCUUGCUGCCCGCCGCCCGGGCAAGCCUCUGCCCUGCGCCCUGCUCCUGUCGCAUCCCUCUGCUGGAUUGCAGUCGCAGGAAAUUACCAGCGCCCAGCUGGAGGGCGCUCUCGAGUUCGCUGCCCCCCGACACAGCCAGCUUGGAUUUGAGUCAUAAUCGGUUGUCUAAUUGGAACAUCAGCUUGGAAUCUCAAACAUUACAGGAAGUGAAAAUGAAUUAUAAUGAGUUAACAGAAAUCCCAUAUUUUGGAGAAUCAACCUCUAAUAUUACUCUGCUCUCACUAGUCCAUAAUAUAAUCCCAGAAAUAAAUGCAGAAGUGUUCCAGUUUUACCCUGCUCUUGAGAAUUUAGAUCUCAGCUCAAAUAUAAUAUCAGAAAUCAAGACAUCUUCAUUUCCUCGAAUGCAGCUUAAAUAUCUAAAUUUGAGUAAUAAUAGGAUAACCAUCUUGGAGGCUGGUUGCUUCGAUAACUUAUCAAGUUCCUUACUAGUGGUGAAGUUAAACAGGAACAGAAUUAGCAUGAUUCCACCCAAGAUCUUCAAGCUACCUCACCUCCAGUUCUUGGAACUUAAAAGAAACAGGAUUAAAGUUGUGGAAGGGCUAACGUUCCAAGGGCUUGACUCUUUGAGAUCUUUGAAAAUGCAGCGGAAUGGAAUUAGCAAACUUAAGGACGGAGCGUUUUUUGGCUUGGAUAACAUGGAAGAAUUGGAACUGGAGCAUAAUAACCUUACGGAAGUGAACAAGGGGUGGUUGUAUGGCUUGCGAAUGUUACAGCAGCUCUAUGUAAGCCAGAAUGCCGUUGAAAGAAUCAGUCCUGAUGCAUGGGAGUUCUGCCAGAGACUGUCUGAACUUGAUUUGUCCUAUAACCAGUUGACUCGCCUGGAUGAAUCUGCCUUUGUGGGGCUGAGCUUACUGGAGAGAUUGAAUUUAGGGGACAACAGAGUCACUCACAUUGCUGAUGGCGUAUUUAGGUUUCUUUCCAAUCUUCAGACACUAAACUUAAGAAACAAUGAAAUUUCAUGGGCCAUAGAAGAUGCUAGCGAAGCCUUUUCUGGACUCACAAGUCUCACUAAAUUAAUCUUACAAGGAAAUCAGAUUAAGUCAAUUACAAAGAAAGCAUUCAUUGGUCUUGAAUCCCUUGAGCAUCUAGAUUUAAACAACAAUGCUAUAACGUCUAUCCAAGAAAAUGCUUUUUCUCAGACUCGCUUGAAAGAACUGAUUCUGAACACAAGCAGUUUGCUCUGUGACUGCCAUUUGAAGUGGUUGCUUCAAUGGCUGGUUGAUAAUAACUUUCAACAUUCUGUGAAUGUAAGCUGUGCACACCCUGAAUGGCUAGCAGGGCAGAGCAUCCUGAAUGUGGAUCUGAAAGAUUUUGUCUGUGAUGAUUUUCUCAAGCCGCAAAUAAGAACUCAUCCUGAAACCACAGUUGCUCUAAGGGGCAUGAACGUGACUCUGACAUGCACUGCAGUGAGCAGCAGUGAUUCAGCCAUGUCUGCUGUGUGGCGCAAAGAUAGUGAAAUCUUGUAUGAUGCUGAUAUUGAGAACUUUGUACGUUAUCAACAGCAAGCUGGAGAAGCUCUGGAAUAUACUAGUGUCUUACAUCUUUUCAGUGUGAAUUUCACAGAUGAAGGAAAAUAUCAGUGCAUCGUUACUAAUCACUUUGGUUCUAACUAUUCUCAGAAAGCCAAACUGACUGUGAAUGAGAUGCCAUCUUUUCUGAAAACGCCAAUGGAUCUAACUAUUCGCACUGGAGCCAUGGCCAGAUUAGAAUGUGCUGCCGAGGGCCACCCUGCGCCUCAGAUCUCCUGGCAGAAAGAUGGUGGUACUGACUUUCCUGCUGCUCGGGAAAGACGCAUGCAUGUCAUGCCUGAGGAUGAUGUCUUCUUCAUUGCAAACGUGAAAAUAGAAGACAUGGGCAUCUAUAGCUGCAUGGCACAGAAUAUAGCAGGGGGUCUCUCAGCAAAUGCCUCGCUAACAGUGUUAGAGACACCUUCAUUUAUUAGACCUCUGGAGGACAAGACAGUGACCCGAGGUGAGACUGCGGUCUUACAGUGCAUAGCUGGAGGGAGUCCUGCCCCUCGCCUCAACUGGACCAAAGAUGAUGGACCACUGCUGGUGACAGAACGGCACUUCUUUGCUGCAGCCAACCAGCUCCUCAUCAUUGUCGAUGCUGGGCUCGAAGACGCCGGGAAAUAUACCUGUAUUAUGUCCAACACCCUUGGGACAGAACGUGGUCACAUUUACCUAAAUGUCAUUUCAUCCUCCAAUUGUGACUCUUCCCAGGGUAGCAUUGGGCAUGAAGAUGAUGGCUGGACCACAGUUGGCAUUGUCAUCAUUGUUGUGGUCUGCUGUGUUGUGGGCACCUCUUUGAUCUGGGUCAUUGUUAUUUACCACAUGAGGAGGAAAAAUGAAGACUAUAGCAUCACAAACACAGAGGAGCUCAAUCUGCCUGCAGACAUUCCCAGCUACUUGUCUUCCCAGGGAACACUGUCUGAGCCACAGGAAGGCUACAGCAACUCGGAGGCAGGCAGUCACCAGCAGCUUAUGCCUCCUGCCAAUGGAUAUUUACACAAAGGCGCUGAUGGUGGCACUGGUACCCGGGUUAUCUGCUCAGAUUGUUAUGACAAUGCUAACAUCUACUCCCGGACCCGAGAAUACUGUCCGUACACCUACGUUGCUGAAGAGGAUGUUCUAGAGCAGACGCUCUCCAGCCUCAUGGUCCAGAUGCCCAAAGAGACAUAUUUGGCACAUCCUCCCCAAGAUGCCACUACCCUGGAGAGCCUGGUAUCAUCAGCAGAUAGAGGGAUGUCUGCCUUUCCCACCAACCAUGAGAGGAUAAAUGAGAAGAAACUUCCCUCCACACAGAUGAGCAGUGAAACCUUGCAGCGGCCUCUGUGGAACAUAAGCAAAGAUCUAGGUAUGCCUCGUGCUCCAUUCUCCCAGCAGCCAGCCCUUGAGUCACCACAACUCCAUCAGAACGAGGGUCUGGCAGAGACUGAUCCAGACUGUUCCACUUCCCCCAUGCCCUCCCGCAGGUUACUCGACCACGCUUUCGAUUUUAGUAGGACUCGGAACAUUCAAGAUGGCAGUGAGGGCACAUGAAACUCACUCUAGGAUGAAAUCUGGGCAAAGACUCAAAGUAGUUAAUUUUGUAUUUACUACCUCAGCAUUCAGAAGAAACCCCAAAGUCGGCGUUUGCUUUACUCUGUCUACAGGUACAUCAGACCACGCCAGGGUGGGCCAGGCAUUUGUUUGGGCUUCUGCUUGGUGAAGAAAGGGUACUGGCUGUCAGAAAUGGCACAUCUAAUACAAAAUGUGCAAGACAGCAGAGGAAGAUAGAGGAAAGACGUGCCCUCUGAUGGCUCUACUGGGCUGUGCCCAGGUGCCCAUUGCCUGUUAGGAAGGGUCUCUCUCCUCGCAGCUUAGCAUCCUGGAUUGUCCCAAUCCCCAGAGUGAUCCUGAGCAAACAUCGCUGUUGUGUGGCCUUCCAGGGAACAGGAAUAACUUUGGAGUCCUCUGGGAAGUGUGCCUGGGAUUCUGCAGUGUUUUUAAGCAUAUAGUUGAGAGUGGGGCUUUGAUAUUCAAGGUCUUCAAGAGGAAUCUCAGACCUGACCAACUAUUACCAGGUCAAGGGUUUUAUAUUCUUGUGACUCUCCCCCCCCCCACCCUUUUUUUUUUUUUUAAUGUCCCUGUUGCCCAGGGAUCUCUUUGUAAAUAUAUGUGUAUUUAUAAAUAAUUUUUGUAUUCAUCGAUCAUAAUAUGUUGGCUGCAAUGUAAAUAUUUUUGAUAUGCCAAAAUUAUAUAUACUAUCCAGUUAAAAUAUUGACAGCAGCUUCUCAGACCACAGAUUUUGUACAACUUGGUUUAGUGACUCUAAAGACUUUGUUUAAAGUUUUAAAUACAUAUUUGUUAAGAAGUAUAUGUAUAGAGGCAGGAUACCUAGUGAUUGAGUACACGCAAACACAGUCUUGGUGUAAUUAACCACUUUCUUCAUUAGAUUCAUGUAUCUAAUCAUUUGUCAUCUGUUUACAAGUGCCAGGUAGUAUAAUCUUUCAAGCAUAAAAAGGCUCUUUCAACAAAUUGCAGUCUUUUCAUUGCCAUGUGCACACAGAUAAAGGGAAAACUUGUUUUGGGAAUAUGUCUCAGCAAAGUACUUAGUUAAAGAGGAAACCAAAGACUGCCUUUUCCUCUGUGUGUGUGUGUGUGUGUGUGUGUGUCUGUGUCUGUGUCUGUGUGUGUCUGUGUAUUUUUUUUUUUUUUUGGUCUUUUGGCCAUUUGUUGGGCUGCUCCCACAGCAUAUGGAGGUUCCCAGGCUAGGGGUCAAAUCAGAGCUGUAGCCACCAGCCUACGCCAGAGCCACAGCAAUUCGGGAUCUGAGCCGUGUCUGCAACCUACACCACAGCUCUCAGCCACACCAGAUCCUUAACCCACUGAGCAAGGCCAGGGAUCGAACCCGCAACCUCACGGUUCCCAGUCAGAUUCGUUACCCACUGAGCCAUGACGGGAUCUCCUCUUUUUUAAAAAAAUAAUAUCUCCUCUACUAAUGCACAGUCUGUCUUAAGAAGGAAGACUGCUUUUGAGAGUAUAAGAACAUGCAGAAAUUCUUAUACCAUAAAGCUUUAGAGUGGUCCUUGUUUUGUAUUAGUGAUUAUUUAAGCCAAAAAGUUUUCUUGAAUUUCUGAUAGCAAAAAGCUUUAUGUAGACAAAAGACUUAGUACGCUAAUAGAAUGUAAUGGACUACAGCUCUUCUUUUUUUCUGCUUUCAGAAAGGCUGCAGAUCCUGUCUUGUAAAUUUAGUGAGGACUAGUUAUGUAUUAGAUGACUUCAGUCACUUAAAUGAAAAUACCUAUUUCUGAGUCAUUGUGCAUUUCAAGGGUUUUAAACUCAUGUAAUUUCUCAGCUCUUUGCCAGUUUAGCUGAAUUUCAUACUAGUUUUUAAUCCUAAAUUUUUCUCCCAUAGGCAGCAGCACUUUUCCAGCUGUUUGAUACCUCCAUGCCUUUCUCUUUUUCCUUUUUAAAUUCUCAGCCUCUGUCCAUUUUUACUGUGCACUUCUCAAACAUCACUAUUUCCUUCUCCCUUCAAUUUGUGAUCCUUCCUAUUUGCUAGGUUGUAGUAUAACUUGUACCAGGCUGACUUAGAAAUCAAGCAGCCUGAUUUAGUUGCUGGCUCUGCUGCCUACUAGUUGUGUAAUCAAGGGCAAGUCCCUUUACUUCUCAGCCUGACUUUCUCAUUUAUGAAAUGAGGGUGUUUUAGUAGAUGUGCUAAAGCUCUUUCCAGCUAUAACAUUCUCUGAAUCUGUGAUCCCUCCAGGAAUCAAGGAGGAUUAUCCACUGUAAUAAAAAGCUGCUUUCAUGAAAUAUUUGUUCAAGUAGAACAGGAAUGAUGCUGCUUACUCUGACUUGAGCCAGAUUUAUUUCCUCUAUAGCAGGCGUAAUGCUGUAAGAAAUACUCACGAGGAGAAAUAUUCAGCUUCUGAUACAGUAUCGGUGACUGAGAACCGCCCAUUGCUUUCUAGAGUAGGUCUGAAUGCUGGUGUUAUAGCAUCAGGUGAGAGGUGUACCACAACGAAUAUGAACUAGUGUGUGACUCACUUACUUCUCUAAUGUAUUCGAGGUUAUCCUUGUAGUUCUCUUACUCAUGUUCUGGAGGACUUCAGUGAAAAAGAGUUAGAGCUAGCCUGCAGGUGAGCAUCAGCUGUCCCCUGGGAGAAGAUAGAAGACAAGCUGCAAACCAGUGCUCUAGAAAAGUGCUGGGAGUUCCUGCUGUGGCUCAGUGGUAGCAAACUGGAUUGGGAUCCCUGAGGACUCGGGUUUGAUCCCUGGCCUUGCUGAGUGGGUCAGGGAUCCAGUGUCAUCACGAGCUGUGGUGUAGGUCUCAGAAGAGGCUCAGAUCCUGCUUUGCUAUGGCUGUAGCAUAGGCUGGCAGCUACAGCUCUGAUUUGACCCCUAGCCUGGGAACUUCCAUGUAUGCCUCGGGUGUGGCCCUAAAAAGACCAAAAAAAAAAAAAGGAGUGCUACUUCUGCUUUUAGCAAUGGUCCUUCUGCUGCCAGUGGUGUCUUUCUGGCCUCCCGGUCUCCUGAAUGGCCAGGUUCUCUAUUACGUCAACUCAGAUAGUUAAGGUGUCCUCCCAGAUAUUGCUAGCUUGCUAAGUAACUAAAAAGUGUCAGGAAUUUAUUUAAGUGUGGGUAGCCUACCCCAGUUUUAAGACAUAAUAAAUGUAAUAAGUUCUCAUCCUAGGAGAUGGAAUUCCUGAAAUUUUUCAUUAUUGCCUGUGUUUUUGACCAAGCAGGUGCUCUGCUAUAGACAGAAUUAGUGGCUCAUCAGUGUUUUUUCGCAGCAGUGUAGUGUCAGCCUGCCGCCAAUUUAAUCAGAAAUGUUGCGAAAGCAAAGGCGAACUAAAUGCGGAGAGAAGUAAUCUCUGCCCUCCACCCAGUUACCACUUCAUAUCAUUAGGGACACAUUAAUUCUCUUGAUUUGUGUGUGCCCCUUCUUAGACCGAUUCUGUAAGUCUGCCUGGAAGAAGUAACAUUUUCCUUGUACUCUAAGCCCUGCUGCCACCAAGUCUAUGCCUAACCCAUUGGCUUUCUGUCCCUCAGCAGCCUCAAGGUGCUUUCCCUAGUGUGCAAGUUACUCUGUAGAACAGGAAAUAUCAGAAACCCAGCAGACGUGCCACUCCCUCUAAAGUACCAUCUUAGAAUGCUUUAAAUGUGUAUUAACAGUUGCCUUCACAUUGUCCAUUGGGAGGUUGGAAAAGAACAUUAAACUAUCAAGCAACUUAGACUCUACUAUUCAUUUUCCCAAGAAAAGGGGGAGAUGAUUAGAGUCUUGAGUUACCUAAAGGGUUGUCAUGUGAAACAAGGCUUAGCUUUGCUCUUUUUAUGCCAGAGGACAAGGGUCAUGUCAGUGGUGCGGAAGUUACAGGAAGGUGCAGUGUACACUUGCCAAUAAUUUCAUGUAAGCCAACACUCUGACAAUUAUAUUUGUCUUACAAUUGGGGUCUCCAGCCUUUCACGUGAAAAGUGUACACAGGAGGUACCUUAUCAUCUGUUAAUAGUGUUGAAGAAGUUUCUGCAUUGAGGUGGCCUGUGGUCAAGAUGACUUUCAGGUCUCAUUCCGUUUUAUCAUUGGGAAACUCCAGGAGCAACCUGACAGUCUUAAAACUUGGUCCUUCAGAGUCAUUGAUAUACAGUAAGUGUAGAGCACUUAAAAAGUGAUUUUAAGCUAAAAGAUUGUUCUUUGGUUGACAGAAGGAGCCUGUUCUAUGUUAAUGGCUGAAAACAUGCAACUCUGGGCUUAUACUUCUGAGAAAGUCUCUAACUAGUCACUAACCCAAAUGGCGUUACCAUAAUAAAAAAUAUUUAAAGCCUGUGAUGUA
This is a messenger RNA of Phacochoerus africanus (Common warthog), 7689 nucleotides long. RefSeq names its product leucine rich repeats and immunoglobulin like domains 2 (gene LRIG2). Gene Ontology annotation, molecular function: protein binding. The transcript is spliced from 18 exons. Lineage: Eukaryota; Metazoa; Chordata; Mammalia; Artiodactyla; Suidae. The record is from RefSeq and is a predicted model, not a curated record. Bases 218 to 3415 code for a protein of 1065 amino acids.